AUGUCCCAGGGAACAAUGACCUCAGGCAAUGGAUCUUCAGUGACAGAAUUUGUCCUAUUGGGUUUAACAGAACAGCCAGAGCUCCAGCUCCCUCUGUUCUUCCUCUUCUCAGGAAUCUAUGUGGUCUCCACGCUGGGGAACCUGGGCUUGAUUGUCCUGAUUGGUCUGAAUCCUCAGCUACACACUCCCAUGUACUACUUUCUUUUCCACCUUUCUUUCAUUGAUCUCUGCUACUCCUCUGUCAUAAUUCCCAAAAUGCUGAUGGGUUUUUCAAAACAGAACAUCAUCUCUUAUGGUGAAUGCAUGGCUCAACUAUUUUUCUUCUGCUUCUUUGUUAUUGGUGAGUGCUACAUUUUGACAACUAUGGCCUAUGACAGAUACGUGGCCAUCUGCAAGCCUUUGCUUUACAAGGUCAUCAUGUCUCAUCAUAUGUGCCUCAUGAUGGCAGUGGGUGUGUAUGCAAUGGGAUACUUUGGUGCCAUGAUCCACACAGGGUGCAUGCUGAGACUCACAUUCUGUGACAGCAAUGCCAUCAAUCAUUACAUGUGUGACAUACCUCCCCUCCUGCAACUCUCUUGCACAAGUACUUCCAUCAACGAAAUGGUAGUUUUCAUUGUGGUGGGUAUCAAUAUUACAGUGCCCAGUCUCACCAUCUUCACUUCUUAUACCUUGAUCUUGUCCAGCAUCUCCUCUAUCCAUUCUGCAGGGGGCAAGUCCAAAGCGUUCAGUACCUGCAGCUCUCACAUAAUUGCUGUUUCUCUUUUUUAUGGAUCUUUAACAUUCACAUAUCUUAAGCCUUCUUCUGAUUCUAUUGGUCAAGAUAAAGUAGCCACAGUUUUUUAUACCAUUUUAGGACCAAUGAUGAACCCUUUCAUCUACAGCUUGAAAAACAAAGAUGUCCACAUUGCACUGAGAAAGACCUUGAAGAAAAGGAUACUCUCCUAA
Messenger RNA from Octodon degus (degu), 945 nucleotides. Its product is annotated as olfactory receptor 147-like. The transcript has a single exon. The record is from RefSeq and is a predicted model, not a curated record. Gene Ontology annotation, cellular component: membrane. Gene Ontology annotation, biological process: sensory perception of smell; G protein-coupled receptor signaling pathway. Gene Ontology annotation, molecular function: odorant binding; G protein-coupled receptor activity; olfactory receptor activity. NCBI's taxonomy places the organism in Eukaryota, Metazoa, Chordata, Mammalia, Rodentia, Octodontidae. The coding region runs from base 1 to 945 and encodes 314 amino acids.